CAGAAGGCAUUUGAUGGCAUAGCGUCAGGAUGACGGACGUUCUGGAAUACAGACAAGAUGAAUUCGUGCUAAUCGAGAUCAAGGUACGCACGUUUUUCGCGUUUUAUUCAUGACUUUGGGAAACCCUACGGAAAUUUACUGAGGAAUUACGGCUUGGAUGAGAUCAGAGAGGAAGCGUGAAUACUGCGGCGAGGUUAUUGGAAGAGAUUUAUAAACAGGAAGACAUGGAGGCGAAUAAAACAGAGUUAUGUGAAAGUCUUCUGAUUUGGUUGCAGACAUUCAGAACUACUACAUCAUGCAAGACCAUCCCGGAUUUGACUAAUGGUGUUACCAUGGCACAGGUUCUUCAUCAAAUAGAUCCUUCCUGGUUUAAUGAUCCUUGGCUGAGUCGUAUUAAAGAAGAUGUUGCUGACAACUGGAGGCUAAAGUUAAAUAAUUUGAAGAAGAUCCUGCAGAGUGUGCUGGAUUAUUAUCAAGAGGUGUUGGAUCAGGACAUUUCAGUUUUGCCUCAUCCUGAUUUAAAUAGAGCUGCUGAAUAUGCAGAUCCUGUGGAAUUGGGCAGGUUACUACAGCUUAUCCUGGGCUGUGCAGUCAACUGUGAAGAUAAACAAGAGCACAUUCAAACUAUAAUGACACUUGAGGAGUCAGUGCAGCAUGUCGUUAUGACUGCUAUCCAGGAGUUGAUGCAUAAAGAACCUCUGGCAUCCCCUGGAGUUGAACCACCUGGAGACUGUGAGCAACAGUUAAAAAGAAUCACAGAAGAGCUCAGAGAAGCUUUGGCAGCUAAAGAGGAACUGGUUCAAAGAUGUCAAGAGCUGGAUAUUCAGGUGACAUCCCUUCAAGAGGAAAGGAGCAACUUAUUAAUGGAAUUUGAUGUCUUGACUGCAAGACUAAAUGAAUUUGAUUCAUUUGAUGAUCCAAACUCUGUAGUGGGGAAGAAGUACUCUCAUUUACAGUUGCGGAUUGAAAAGAUGCAAGAAGAAAACUUCAGACUUGAAGCUGCAAAGGAGGAUUAUCGUAACCACUGUGAGGAGCUGGAGAAACAGGUGAUAGAACUGCAGCACAGGAAUGAUGACCUUACUGGCCUAGCAGAGCAGGCAAGGGCUUUGAAGGAUGAACUGGAUGUUCUUCGGUAUGACAACAGUAACCAUACAAAUUAG
Messenger RNA from Protopterus annectens (West African lungfish), 1160 nucleotides. RefSeq names its product protein Hook homolog 1-like. NCBI's taxonomy places the organism in Eukaryota, Metazoa, Chordata, Ceratodontiformes, Protopteridae. Gene Ontology annotation, biological process: cytoplasmic microtubule organization; cytoskeleton-dependent intracellular transport. Bases 225 to 1160 code for a protein of 311 amino acids. Gene Ontology annotation, molecular function: microtubule binding; dynein light intermediate chain binding. The transcript is spliced from 10 exons. Gene Ontology annotation, cellular component: cytoplasm; centrosome. The record is from RefSeq and is a predicted model, not a curated record.